ACCACACUGAGAUUUUUUGCAGUCUCUGCAACACGCUACCUUUUAAGGUCAAGAUGUUGUUAAGUAUAAAGAGUAUCUUAUGGAUGUACUCUACGUUAGUUAUAACUUGUAUGCUACCUAAAGUUAAAGCAGAAAAAAAAACCCUAGUAAAGGGAUCCCUCUCUGGAACUUCAGUCUUGCCGUGCUUCUUUUCAACCACACCCACCAUAGCCUCCAGCUAUGCAGCUGAGUAUCUUCGGAUCAAAUGGUCAAAGGUUGAACUGGACAAAAGUGGAAAAGAUGCAAAAGAAACUACAGUCCUGGUGGCCCAAAACGGCAACAUCAAAAUAGGUCAAAGCUACAAAGACAGAGUGUCUGUUCCACCCCACUCAGAGGAGACUGGUGAUGCUUCGCUGACCUUCUCUAAGCUGCGUGCGAGUGAUGCAGGGGUGUAUCGCUGCGAUGUUAUGUAUGGAGUUGAAGACACACAAAGCAUUGUAUCAUUGGCUGUUGAGGGUGUUGUGUUUCACUAUCGUGCAGCAACUAGCAGAUAUACUCUGAAUUUUACACAAGCUCAGCAGACUUGUCUGGACAAUGGUGCUGUCAUAGCAAGCCCAGAACAACUGAAAGCAGCCUAUGAAGAUGGAUUUGAACAAUGUGAUGCCGGCUGGUUGUCUGACCAGACAGUGAGGUAUCCAAUUAGGCAUCCAAGAAUUGGCUGCUUUGGAGAUAAAAUGGGAAAGAAAGGAGUCAGAACAUACGGGCGCCGUUUUCCUAAUGAAACUUAUGAUGUCUAUUGCUAUGUGGAACACAUGGAAGAUGAAGUGGUUCAUGUCUCUGUCCCGGAAAAGCUGACUUUUGAUGAAGCUAAAGAGCUGUGUCAAAAAAGAGAUGGCGUUCUUGCUUCUGUUGGGAACCUGUAUGUGGCAUGGAGGAAUGGCUUUGACCAGUGUGACUAUGGUUGGCUGGCAGAUGGCAGUGUUCGUUACCCAGCCUCGGUGGCAAGGCCCCAGUGUGGUGGAGGUUUACUUGGGGUGAGAACCCUGUAUCGCUAUGAGAACCAGACAGGCUUUCCUUACCCAGAUAGCAAGUUUGAUGCCUACUGCUAUGAACGCCAAGAUCCAUGCAAGAGCAAUCCCUGCCUUAAUGGUGGUACCUGCUACCCACGUGGUUCAUUUUACAUCUGUACGUGUUUGCCAGGUUUCAGUGGUGAGCAGUGUGAAUUAGAUAUUGAUGAAUGCCAGUCUAAUCCAUGCCGGAAUGGAGCCACAUGUAUAGAUGGCCUCAAUACCUUUACUUGCUUGUGUCUGCCAAGCUAUGUAGGUGCUCUCUGUGAACAAGACACAGAGACCUGUGAUUAUGGCUGGCACAAGUUCCAAGGGCAGUGCUACAAAUACUUUGCCCAUCGACGUACAUGGGACACGGCCGAAAGGGAAUGCCGUCUCCAGGGAGCACACUUGACAAGCAUCUUGUCUCACGAGGAGCAGAUCUUUGUGAACCGUAUUGGGCAUGACUACCAGUGGAUAGGCCUCAAUGACAAGAUGUUUGAGCGUGAUUUCCGCUGGACUGAUGGUAGCCCACUGCAAUACGAAAACUGGCGACCAAACCAGCCGGACAGCUUUUUUUCUGCUGGAGAAGAUUGUGUUGUUAUAAUAUGGCAUGAGAAUGGCCAGUGGAAUGAUGUACCAUGCAAUUAUCACCUUACCUAUACUUGCAAGAAAGGAACAGUUGCUUGUGGGCAGCCUCCUGUUGUGGAAAAUGCAAAGACCUUUGGGAAGAUGAAACCUCGUUAUGAGAUCAACUCCCUUAUCAGAUAUCACUGCAAAGAUGGUUUCAUCCAACGUCAUAUUCCGACUAUUCGGUGUCAAGGAAAUGGAAGAUGGGAUAUGCCUAAAAUUACUUGCAUGAAUCCAUCCACAUACCAAAGGACUUACUCUAAGAAAUACUACUAUAAACAUUCUUCAUCAGGAAAGGGAACAUCAUUAAACUCAUCAAAACACUAUCACCGUUGGAUCAGGACAUGGCAGGACUCAAGGCGCUGAGAGCUAAAUGGUGAAUGGGGAUUUCCACCAUUUCAGCCAAAGUUGUAACAUUCUGUGCCUUUUCUAUCACUUGUAGGAGUAUUAUCAAAUUGUUUUGAAACUAUGGACUGCGGUAUUCACAGUGUGUUCUGGAAAAACAUGGUGUUUAUCAGAAAAUUUUAAAAAAAAAGAAAGAAAAAAAGAGAAGUGCUUAUGGGGAUAAAAGGAAACCAUUUCCAGCCUAUAAAGAUUACUAGUUUUCUAUAUGCCGUCAGUGUGGACCAUUUCAUGAUACAUGCCAGCCUUCUGCAAUAUUUAAACAGCUCAAUAAUAGCACCAAUGAAAAUGUAAAUAAGAUGAUUUUAAUGUUGUUUAAUUGUGUGUUGUUUUUAAAAUCAUGUAUAUAAAAUGAAAAGUCACACUAAUUUCAGGCAUAUUUAUGGUUAGAAUGGCCUCAGAGGUCUUCGGUCAUUUAUGACAUUAUUUUUGUGUUGUUUACCUAGGCUGGAAAUGGUUGAAAUAACUUCACUGACUGAAAUUUGUUGUUACCAGGUGAAGAUAAACACACAAGUUACACGACUUUUGGUUUGUUUGUUUGUUUCUUUUAAAUGGCAACUGUGCCAAUUCCAAUCCAAGGUACAGUUUGUGUCCAAGAGAUGCAAGGUAGACAGAGCACAUAAAAGUGGCAUGGAGCAUAAACUAGGGACUGCAAUGUGGAACUUUUUUUUCUGCUCUCCAUUCCAGUUUCACCAUUCGUGAGAAAGGACUGCACGGAGGAGAUGCCUAUGACAAGGAGGGCCUGUAAAAAUCCAAGUGCUAAUACAUUAACUUUAUCAACCAGGGCCACUUUUCUGAAACGAGAAGACAAAAAAAUUAAAAAAAAUUAAAAAUUACUUUCACAACAUUAACCACAAGGUCUAUAUCACAGGUCUCUGCAUUCUGAAAUGGAGGGAGACCUGUUGUUUGGGGGAUUUUUUUUUUUUUUGUAAAAAACAAACAAAAAAUUGAAAAAAGUAAAUAAUUUUGUAUAUAUAACCAUUUUUUAAUCUUUUUAUAAAGUAAUGAAUGUUUGUGUAUGAAUGCUGCAGCUGUGAAGCGUACAUAAAUAAAUGAAGUAAGCCAUACUGAUUUAAUUUAUUGGAUGUUAUUUUACCCAUGCAAAGAAGAUUAAAAGAGCUCGCCAGUGCAGUAUUAGCCCCUGAGCUCCACUUUUGGAACCACCUCUCAGUUCAACUGCUAUUUCCCUGGAGAACAAAAUUCCUGCUAAACAGGAUCAUUUGUUUGCGAUUAGAUGGGUGAGAACUGUAUGACUUACAGAAGAAUCAGAAUCUUAGCUUUCUAGAAAGAAGUGUGCACAAAAGGUUUAUAGGUUGUAGUUGGUGCAGUGUGUACGUAGGAGUUUUCUGUUAACAAUUUCUUACCUGGAUCAGCUCGUUGACUGACCUGGGUGUGUAUAGUAAG
Colius striatus (speckled mousebird) is the source of this 3461-nucleotide messenger RNA. RefSeq names its product versican (gene VCAN). NCBI's taxonomy places the organism in Eukaryota, Metazoa, Chordata, Aves, Coliiformes, Coliidae. Gene Ontology annotation, biological process: cell adhesion. Bases 54 to 2021 code for a protein of 655 amino acids. Gene Ontology annotation, molecular function: calcium ion binding; hyaluronic acid binding. The transcript is spliced from 13 exons. The record is from RefSeq and is a predicted model, not a curated record.